AUGUCAGAUGAUCAAGGGUUUCAUGGUGAUAGCAAAAAUCACACAAUGAGUCCUAAAGGGAGUAGCGAAAAGACAACAUCAGCGAAUCUUGAGAUUGAUAGCACCAUUUCGCAAGCUUCAGCUACCAUAUUAGAUCAUCAUGGUCUACCACUUGUCCCUCAGCCUAGUCGUUUCAAAGAUGAUCCUUUGAAUUGGCCUGUCUGGCUGAAAUGGACAGUGUUAAUUCAAGUUAGCUUCAUGGCAUUCUUAGGUCCAUUCAACGCCGCAGCGAUUAAUCCUAGCUUAGUUCUUUUAAGCAAAGCUAUGGGUGUUAGCUCCAACACCGCUGCGUAUAGCACAACCACAUGUAUAAUCAUUGGUGGCCUCUCUCCUUUCAUCUGGAACCCUUGUACUAAUGUUUAUGGCCGUCGACCAAUUGCUCUCCUUUCAAUGUCAACGACUGUUAUCGGCGGGAUUGGCUCUGCCUGUUCGCCAAACUUCGCUACACUAGUCGGAACACGUGCAAUAUGUGGCGUCGGAAUGGGUGGAAUGAUGUCCGUAGGUACAGCCGUUGUCAACGAUGUGUUUUUCCUCCACGAGCGGGGAGAGAAAACGGGUAUAUAUUCCGUUUUUGUGACAAAUGGUGCUCAUAUAGCCGCAGUUAUUGGUGGCUACAUAGGCCAAGCAGGUGGUUGGCAAUGGGAUUAUUGGGUUGGUGUCAUUAUCACCGGUUCAGCUCUUCUUUUUGCUAUUUUCUUCUUCCCAGAAACUCUAUUUUGUCGCGAUACCGUGGCUCUUACCACGAAAAAACACGAGCGAACGUACUUCGAGAUGUUAUUCAAUUUCAAGGGGAACAAAAACACCACGAGAACACUACACAUGCGGGACUUUUCGUACGCAUUCCGCAUGCUGAGUUACCCAUCAGUAUUGUUUACAUUCUGGUACUACACAUUAGCCUGGACAUUUAUCAAUGUUCUCCCUGCCAUUUCUCUAGCCACCAUCUAUACCAAAUUUUACCAUCUCAAAAGCGGACCUAUAGGUGUCUCUCUAGGUAUCUCCCUCACGAUCGGAAGCAUGAUAGGCGAGCUCUGUGCUGGUCGUGCUUCAGAUGCCAUCAUGUACCAUAUGGCCCAAAGAUAUGACGGUGUGAGAAAACCGGAGUAUCGUUUAUAUCUCUCGCCUCUAUCUGCAAUUUUCAUGCCCGCUGGACUUUUGAUAUUCGGGGGACUUUUGGGGAAAACGGGGUUUGUGGGACCUUUGGUUGGGCUUGGGAUAGGUUCUUUCGGUCUUCAAAUAUGCUCCACAACGCUCUACUCUUACAUCUCCGAUUGUUAUAAGCCGCAGACUCCGGAGACGGGGAUACUUUUCAAUCUUUCGAGAGGACUGUCAUUCGUAGUGGGUUAUUUUGCUUUACCUCUAGCGGAAAGUAUCGGCUACUUCUGGGCGUGGCUCAUAUUCGCUAGUCUUUUGGGAUUGAGCUAUAUACCAGUGGGAAUGUUGAUAUGGUGGGGAGAGGGCUGGAGAGAGAGAAGGGGAUAG
Botrytis fragariae is the source of this 1518-nucleotide messenger RNA. RefSeq names its product putative mfs general substrate transporter protein. Lineage: Eukaryota; Fungi; Ascomycota; Leotiomycetes; Helotiales; Sclerotiniaceae. Bases 1 to 1518 code for a protein of 505 amino acids. Gene Ontology annotation, molecular function: transmembrane transporter activity. Gene Ontology annotation, biological process: transmembrane transport. The record is from RefSeq and is a predicted model, not a curated record. The transcript has 4 exons.